Messenger RNA from Klebsormidium nitens, 1786 nucleotides. The record is from the annotation of a GenBank genome assembly. NCBI's taxonomy places the organism in Eukaryota, Viridiplantae, Streptophyta, Klebsormidiophyceae, Klebsormidiales, Klebsormidiaceae.
UGCAACUCGCAUGCCUCGUGCCCCUUUUGGAAAUCAGGAAUGUUCGCAGUUCACUUUCUUUCUGUGCACCCUCACGUCCUCCCUGAGUAGACGGAUCCUUGGUUCGAACUUUGGCGCGCUAGAAGGAUCUAGCUGACCAUUUGUGACGUCCUGUGGUCAGGCACGGCUAGAGUUAAGAAAAAGCUCUGCAGCUGCAGACUUGGCUUUUAAAUGUGUCAAAGGACGUCUCAAACUCUUGUGCGAAGUCUCCUCAUCUGUGCAAAUGUAAGGAGCCAAUCGUGUUUCCCCGUCACAAGUGUAGAAUAAGUGGUGUUGUAGCUAAGAUUACUCAGAAAUAUAUCAUUUUAAGGACAAUACAUGCGCAGCCAGCGCAAUGGCGGUACCCAAAGUGGUUCUGGUCACUGGCUCAUCAGAGGGGGGGAUCGGAGCAGGCCUGUGCGAGGCGUUCCUCAAGCAGGGGUGCCGCGUGUUUGCCAGCGCCCGUCGAUUGGAGAGCAUGAAAGGUCUGGAAAAGCAAGGAUGUGACUUGGUGCAGUUAGAUGUGUGUGAUGAGGCGUCGAUCAAGAAGUGCGUGGAGAGUGUGGUGGCAAAGGCCGGCCGCAUUGAUAUUCUGGUUAACAAUGCUGGGGUUGGCUUGAUUGGGCCCCUGAUGGAUCUCCCCAUAGACAGCGUACGGAACCUCUUCGAGACAAAUGUGUAUGGCGUUAUCGCCAUGAGUCAGGCAGUGUUUCCCGUCAUGGCGAAACAAGGGGGCGGGACAAUAGCCAACAUUGGCAGCAUUGCAGGCUGGCUGACUACUCCAUGGGGCGCCGCAUACUGCGCCAGCAAGGCUGCGAUCCAGUCCCUCACGGACGGCAUGCGGAUGGAGAUGAAGCCGUUUGGGAUCGACGUCGUGUUGAUCCAACCGGGGGCAAUCAAAAGCAACCUUGGCAAGAACAACGCGGAGCGACUAUACUUUGAGGAAGAAGGGCGGUACAAACCGUUCGGAGAUGCGAUACGGGCACGCGUGGCGUUCUCGCAGCAGCCGGGCGCGACGCCGACGGACGAGUUUGCGGAAAAGGCCGUUGCAACCAUUCUUAAAACCAGCCCCCCCGCCCACUGGUUCUACGGCAAGCACUCUUGGACCGUGUACAUACUCUCCAACUUCUUUCCAAUUUGGAUACAAGAUUGGAUGCUCGGGCGUCAGUUUAACUUGAGUGCGAAGCUGCCACUCAAGAAAGGGGAAGGGCGAAAAACAGAAUGAAUUGCUGUUAGGCCCGCCUGAUACGUACCUACGGUGGCGCCUCAACGACAUGUACAUACUAGGCAUACAGACGUGUUGCACUGUCAAAAAAUAAUGGGUUUGUUUCUCUGGUAACUUGUGAAGGAAGCAGGCUGAUUCAACUCCAGGCUUGGCACGUCACAUCGAGGUUUGGAUAGUUUGCGAGGCCCUCAGUGUUUCACGGUUGAUCACUGAUCCCGCUUAGUAGCUCACACCCCAUGUUGGCCGGACCACGGUCCGCCAUGAUCAUCUUACCCCCUUCAGUUAGACCUCAGACUGGCCGCCUUGAACUUCGUUACUAACAGUGACUACCGUACACUAUAGUUGAUCGCGACUAAUUGGUUCAGCGGAGAUCGCGCUAUAGUCUAACUAACACGAGUUUACUGCAUGGCGAGGGGCCAGGCUUGUAUGUAGCGAGUUGAAAUUUCCUAAAGUAAGCCUCGGCCCCGACCAAGCAGACCAUUUGUGAAACCGGCCCCGCGCCGCGCAUGGCGGCCGGGACGGUUGCUUAAUCAAAGAGCUGUC